CUUUUCGGGGCGGUACCAGCUGUUGUCCUUGAGCUGGCGGGGCCGGGUGCGUCGCUGCGCGCGGUCCGGGCACCAUGGUGUUCUUGCCCGACGAGUCGCGGGGGCUGCCCCCGCCGCCCAUCGUGAACAGGAACUCGGUGUGGAUGGGCCUGGUGGGCUGGGCGGUGGCGCUCGUGGACAACGCCUUCAACCGGCGCCCGGUCAUACGAGCUGGAUUACACCGUCAGGUCCUGUAUGCCACUGUGGGCUGGUGUGUUGGAUAUUAUAUCAGUAAACGUGCAGACUAUAUUCAUGCUAAACUGGACAGAGAUCUGAUGGAAUACAUUAGGCAACAUCCGGAAGAUUUUAAGGAAAAAGAUAAGAAAAUCCUAGCUGAGGUACUGGAGGACUUCCAUCCAAUUCGCUGAAAACUUCUCAAGAACUACAGACUUGUUCACCAGAUCGUGUUUCGUGAGACCACUCCCAAAUAUAUUUGAGCAGACUGUAUGUCAGUUAUUGUUCAAAUGCCACUGGUUGAAAAACAAAACAAAAAAACCACACUUACUGUAUUCUUAUAAUUAAAACUAUGAAUAAUUA
Molecule: messenger RNA, 576 nt
Organism: Caretta caretta (loggerhead turtle)
Lineage: Eukaryota; Metazoa; Chordata; Testudines; Cheloniidae
Gene: NDUFC2
Product: NADH:ubiquinone oxidoreductase subunit C2
Biological process (GO): mitochondrial electron transport, NADH to ubiquinone
Cellular component (GO): respiratory chain complex I; mitochondrial inner membrane
Source: RefSeq, a predicted model, not a curated record